AUGCAGUCACAGCAGCACCACUACACCGCAUCCCCCACAGCGUCCCCGGCGCUUAGCCGAGCAGGCGUCUCCUCGACGCCGGUGCUCAUUCUUGACUUGGGCAGCCGCACCAUCAAGUCAGGCCUGCACACCGCGACAACGCCGCACCUCACACCCGCCCUUGUCGGCACCCCAAAAUACCCGCGCUGCCUACCACAGGUAUCGUCGUCGUUCAAUCAGAGUAGCAGCAUCAGCACCAGCUGUUUUGUGGUUGGAAGCGACGCUGCUUCUCGGCGCGGCGUACUGCGGCUCAGUCGGCCCAUACAGCAUGGAGGGGUCAUCAUGGACUGGGUCGGUACGCGCCCUCUGUUGCGGCAGAGCAUUCAGAACGCUCUGGUCCCUCCGUCGUCGUCUCUGGCGGUGCGACAGCCAUUGGAGGAGGGCGAAGAUGUCAUCUACUCACUGGUCGAGAGCCCCUAUGCGUCUCGACCGCAGCGGGCCAGGUUGGCGGAACUCCUCUUCGAAGGCCCCGACCAGGAAGCUGUCAUGAGCGACAGCGGUAAGCAGCAACGCGUGGGUCCUCGUGCGGCCGGUGUUUUCUGCGGCGUAGGGCCGCUGCUUGCCCUGUAUGCCACUGGGCAAACAACUGGUGUCGUCGUCGACGUCGGCGACGGCGCUGUGAGCACUGCAGCGGCGGCCGACGGCUAUGUUCUGCCUCAGUGCCUCCAGCGAGAGGCGGACGGUGCAACGGGGGCAGCCGUUACGUCGUACUUGACGCGCUUGCUGUACCAAAGCGGCGUACUCGGCCCAGCAGCGGCGACGGCAGCUUUCAGGCGAUCAGCGCCGCCAUCGCUCUUGGGCUCCGCGACAAACCACUUGAGUAGCGGUGCUGGCGCCGGCACCCAGCAAGAACGCGAGCUAGUUUACGCGCUCAAGGAGGCGUGCUGUAGCGUGUCUGCCACGCCGCUCUUCUCUACCAAAUCCUCUCUCGCCGCGGCAGACGCCAGCACCGCUGCCACGCCGUCUCUUGCCGAGCUCAACUCUGCGCUGAUUGCCGCUGCUCAGCGCACGCAACAUAGCGGGCCUGGCGGCAGCGGUGCAGCUCACGCCAGCACCCCGUUCUCGCACCCCUUCACGCUCCCCGAUGGCAGCUUUCUCGAAGUCGGCGGCGCGGAAGCCGCGCAAGCGUCGGAGGUGCUCUUCUACCCAGCCCUUAUGGGGAGUGAGGGCCGCGGCGUGGUUGACGUGGUGCUGGACGCGGUGGCCGCCGCUCCUGCGGAACUGCAGCCGCAGCUGCUUGGAAACGUUGUCGUAACGGGUGGUGUGACUUGCAGCGCUGGAUUCGGGUACCGCUUCUUCAACGAGAUGCAGCAGCGUAUUCGCGGGUGUGCUGCGUCGUCCACCAACGGCUCCUCGAAUCAGCGCAUCUGCGUGUCCGCCCCGGAACAGCGCGCUUACGCGGCGUGGAUGGGCGCCAGCUACGUGGCGCAGAUAUCGUCGUUUGCGAGCAGCAUGGUCGUAACGCGCGCGGCCUACGAAGAAGAGGGUGAAGCAGCUCUGGCAAGGAGAGUGUUGACGUAG
Messenger RNA from Leishmania major strain Friedlin, 1560 nucleotides. Its product is annotated as putative actin-like protein. Gene Ontology annotation, molecular function: actin filament binding. Lineage: Eukaryota; Euglenozoa; Kinetoplastea; Trypanosomatida; Trypanosomatidae. Gene Ontology annotation, biological process: Arp2/3 complex-mediated actin nucleation. The record is from RefSeq and is a predicted model, not a curated record. Gene Ontology annotation, cellular component: Arp2/3 protein complex; actin cortical patch. Bases 1 to 1560 code for a protein of 519 amino acids. The transcript has a single exon.